GUCUGAGACCACACUUUGCAUGGGUUUCUCCUUCAUUUUCUCUGCUGCUCUUUAGAAGACUGAUUUCCUAGCUUCCAGAGGCAUGUGGAUUGAGACUAUGGACAGUCCCUCAAUGAGAUGGAAGGCUAUGGCAGGAUUCCUGGUGGUGAUCUUUUUUACUUCAGGAACUUCAGCCUUGGUAUGCUAUCAGUCCGUUUACUUUCAUCAGUUUAGCUCUCAGGGCAACCUCCUGACCGAACUAUACUCCCCUGGUGAAAAUGUCACCUGUUCUCCUGCUGACCAUGCUUGCAUAGAUGCACAGUUGAAACUCAGCAUAGUCAGCCACAUUGUGGUUGUGAGGUACAGAGGUUGCACCACCACCAAGGACCCUCCUGAUGGAAGUAAGUCAACCACUUCUGAUGAUGGGAACUUUGCCAUCCAGUACGAUGUGACCUGCUGUUCCAAAGACCUUUGCAAUGCGGGAACAGCUACUGAAGCAGCACCUGACAUGAUCAAAUGGGCUCCAGAACCAUCUAAACCAAUCAACCCUAGUCAGUGCUAUUCUGGCCUCAUCUUCCAUGAGCAUGAAACCACACUGGAGAGAGUGACAUGCCACCAGGACUCUGAUCAAUGUUACCAAGGCAUUGGCAACAUCUCAACUGAACACCUCACCUCAUUGCUUUACAUCAGAAGCUGCCAUAGCACCUGCACUAUUCCUCAGAGGGAGGUUUUUGGCCCGAUAGAAUUCAGCAUCCAAGGUACCUGCUGCCAUGGCAACUUUUGUAACAAGAAAGAAGAUGCUGAUCCAGCCCAGAAUAACCACACAUCGGAAGCUGCCAAUGACUCAUGGGAAGCUGUCAAUCACACCACCAAUUUCAUCAAUAAUGUUACUGGAGAUGAUUCCCCCAGGGAAUCUGAAUAUGAUGACAGUGAUGAAGAUGACCGUAUCAUGGGUACAGCAUUUCCAACGCUUCAUCCCAGGGCACAGGGUCCAAUUGCUGGCAGAGGAGUCAUCCUUCCACUGAGUCCUCUGCUGAUAGCUCUUGGAAUAACACUCCUUGGGCUGCUGGGAUGAGAAAUGGAGAUUCCUGCAACUAGACUCCCAGGUUCUGUGUUCAAGUUUCGGAAGAGGUGAAUUGUAGGAGAGAAGGAAAGGGCAGGUAUAGACCUGGGAAUUGAUCUGGAGUUGGAUCCAUUUCCAGGCCUCUUUGGUCCUCUCCCAUCCACCCAGCCCCACCAACCCAUUCUUAACAUUGCUUGUGAAUGAUACACGGUCAUCCAUGGAGGUGCAUGCCAAAGAACCCAUGAAUGUAUAAAACAGGUAUCUCACUUUGAUACCUAGUUUGGAUGUGAUUUACGUUUUGUUUCACAGAUGUCUUUGAAAGACCCUGGAACAGAUGCCCGCAGAAAGAAAUGAAACCUAACCAUAAGAACAUUUAAACCAGGUUUGAGCCCUGAUAAUUCAUGUUCUGAUUAAUAUUUCAACAGAGGAAGAUGUUGUUCCUCCAGUGCAUUCUUCCAUUAUUAUUAUUAUUAUUAUUAUUAUUAUUAUUAUUAAUCUAGAGAGGUCUGAUGGUAAUUUUUGUCCUCCCAUCUUAAAACUUAAGAGGGCUUCACAUUUGCCUCACAGUCCUUCCUAUUUUAAUGGGAACAGGAAUAGUAAGCAACAGCUCAUAACCCUGAAUUUGGGAAGGGCAAGGACCAGUGAAGACUUUUGUAUCUCAGCAGCUUCCAUUUAGUCUUUUGCAAUCCUAUUUUUGUUUUCUUAUUAUAUAUUUCUAGUUUUGCUCUUUCAUUCCUGUAACACGUAUUUCUAAACAGGAUAAAAGCCUAUGCCAACAAAAAGUGUUUUGCAAUAUUUCACCAAAUGGUUUGGAGCAUAUAACCAACUUGUAAAGAAAAUGUGUGAAAAAUAAAAUAAAAUGGUGCAGACCUAAA
Sceloporus undulatus (fence lizard) is the source of this 1917-nucleotide messenger RNA. Its product is annotated as ly6/PLAUR domain-containing protein 5-like. Bases 83 to 1054 code for a protein of 323 amino acids. Gene Ontology annotation, cellular component: plasma membrane. The record is from RefSeq and is a predicted model, not a curated record. The transcript is spliced from 5 exons. Lineage: Eukaryota; Metazoa; Chordata; Lepidosauria; Squamata; Phrynosomatidae.